UGCGGAGUGCAUUAAAAUCCUAUAACUGUGUUAGCUCGUGAGAGAGCGCGUCAGGGAGAAUAUGACGGUGAACCAAACUUUAGAAGAACUCACAUCACAAGCUGUGGCCAUCAGGCUACCGGUUCGAAUCUUUAUUGGAAUUGUGGCCGUUCUUGGAAUUAUCGGCAAUGGACAUGUGCUAUACCUGUAUUACACCCGCUAUAAAAGCUCCACCUACCGGUGGUUUGUUAUGUCCCUAGUCAUCAUUGAUCUGACCGGAUGUUGUGUUUCAAUGCCGUUUGAAAUCGUGGACGAAUCUUUACCGUAUUCAUUCAGUGAUCCAAUCUCGUGUAAGUUAUUCCGAUUUGUGAAUUAUUGUGUAGCAUUGUCUUGUGCCUUUACAUUAGUGCUAAUAGCAUCAGAACGAUACAGAAAAAUCUGUAAACCUUAUGGAAAUCAAAUGAGUGAAACACGAGCCAAGAAGUAUGUAUUAGCUGUUAUUGCCACAACAUUAGUUCUUUCUGCACCUGUUCUUUAUAUCUAUGGACCUAAAACAAUUGAAAUAAAUGAAAUUUAUGAAGGGAAGGAGUGCACGUGGGGAGACCACAUGGAGAACAACUCGACCUUUGGCUACGUGUACGCUGGCUUCUUAACUCUACUGAUUGUUGUAUGCAUGAUUUGUUUAACUGUUAUUUAUUCUAUCAUUGGUUACACACUGCAGAAACAUGAACGUCAAAUUCGAGCAAGGCUAGAUAAAAAUCACCGAAAUUCAGUGAAAUUAAAUCGUGCAUUCUGCUCCUCGAGUGACCUGCUCAAAACGAACUCUUACCAACAACAAAAUGCUCGUUUGUCUCACAGCUGCGAGGAAUUACCUGAUUCACCAAGAAUACAUCGUAAAAAGUUUAAUUUUCCUCAGAAAACAACAAUUAAAUUUUUGUUGGAAAGAGACACAGAAGCACAUGCUAAAUGUAAGAAACAACAAGACAAUUAUAACAGCGGGCAUGUUAAAGAAACUUGGAACGAAGGAUUGACGAAAAGUGAGGAAAAUGUAAACAGUUUAAACCACUCCAACGUAAAUACAAAAAAUGAUAGGAGUCAUUUGGCAAGUAAUUCUGGUGCUAAAUCCUCCCUUAAAAUCAAACAGGCUGCCGCACGAGUUCCUGGAGUAAGAAGGAACUUUAACUUAAAAACUCUUGGUAAGAAUUUUCCAGUAGAGAGGAAAGAGAAGAAAAUAACGAAAGUCCUUGUUGCCAUUACACUACUAUUUAUUGCCAGUUUUCUUCCAUAUGUUAUCGUGGUCAUUGUAUUUUUUAUAAACCCUGAAUACGAAAACAACAUGACGUCAUCACAACUUGUGCUCUAUCUCAUCGGAUUCAGAUUAUAUAACAUCAACAAUAUGGCGAAUCCAAUAUUUUAUUUCUUAUUUGACUCCAAAUUUCGUGAAGAACUUUUAUCUAUGUAUCGGUCUCUCUGUAGAAAAAGGAGAACUCAGUCCAUGUAAAUAGUGUUAACUACUUACUAUUAAGUAAAGCGUGCUUCAAUAUUGGUUAAAAUUAAGAAAAAGUAAUAAUUGUAUAUUGAGUGCAUGUUAUCAAGAUAUGGUAGAGAACAAAGAUCUCUGGAUUCUGAGUAUAACAAAUGAAGUGUACACUCUGGGUUUGGCUGACUUGUACCGUAGUAAUAAAAAAAGAUAGUAUUAUUUUAGACAUAACAUACAAAAGAAUGUGUGAUGUUUUUAAACAGAAAGUUAUAUCUGAUAUAUGUACAUCACCAAAAUGCAUGUUAUACUAUUAUAUAAGCAUUUAGUUGACUAUUUUUGUUUGCAAGGUUAUUUAAAGAAACCUAUUCAUGUAAAAUACAGAAAAACAAUUACAUGUUUUAGACUUUCAGCACAUAAUUUAAAGAUAUAAACUGGAAGGUAUGACAACUUAAUAAGGAGUAAUAGGAAAUGUGAUUUAUGUAAUUUAAAUGAUAUUGAGGAUGAAUUUCAUUUUUUAUUCAUUUGUCCAGUUUUUCAAUAUUUAAAAGAGAGACAAGUUUAUCAAACAUCACUACUCCCGAAGACCAAGUGUCUUUAAACUAAUACAACUAUUGUGUUGUACAAAUACCAAACAUGUAAAUCAGUUAAGGAAAUAUAUACAUGUAUAUCAUGCUAAUAAAUAACGAUUAGAAUGUUUAAAACAAUUUGCUAAAUAAUAGCAUUUAAGUAUCACAAGAUUUUAAGUGUAUAACAUGUUAUUGUACUAUGUAAUUGAUAAAUAUGUAAUACUGUAUUAUAAUGCUUAUGGGAUGUAGGUCCAACGGAAUAAAGAACUGAACUGAAUGUAUGAUAUGAAUUAUCUUACUGUGAUAUUUAUGUUAGA
Molecule: messenger RNA, 2342 nt
Organism: Saccostrea echinata
Lineage: Eukaryota; Metazoa; Mollusca; Bivalvia; Ostreida; Ostreidae
Exons: 1
Coding region: 62-1480 (472 amino acids)
Biological process (GO): neuropeptide signaling pathway
Cellular component (GO): membrane
Molecular function (GO): neuropeptide receptor activity
Source: RefSeq, a predicted model, not a curated record